Molecule: messenger RNA, 1379 nt
Organism: Paecilomyces variotii
Lineage: Eukaryota; Fungi; Ascomycota; Eurotiomycetes; Eurotiales; Thermoascaceae
Product: putative mitochondrial carrier protein
Exons: 6
Coding region: 298-1356 (352 amino acids)
Biological process (GO): transmembrane transport
Molecular function (GO): transmembrane transporter activity
Source: RefSeq, a predicted model, not a curated record
CCUAUAGCCUCCUUUGUCCAGUACCUGUCUUGGGUGUUGGAGAUAAGAGAAUCAGCAAAGCUAGGAAGGGUCCAGCAGUCCAAUUCAUGGACAAUUGUGGGACGUCAAACGGUCUGCUCGCACCCUGAGAGACCGCUUGCGUUCCAUAGGGUUCCCCAGCCCAUCACCAGAGGGACAACAAUACAUCGGCAACCGCUACAAUUUCAUUGUUAGAACCAGUGACCGGGAGUUCUUGACGACUAAGCGACAAACAAUCGAUAGAAUCACACGGUUGCCCCAAAUGAGGCACAUCCAGGGAUGACUCCAAACGAACACUCUGGACAUGCAGCCUUUUCCUCUUUGUCCACAACCCCGUCAGCAGCCAUAAACCCAUCAUCGUCCUCAUCAAUCAUGGACGAACACACUCGCAACAAGCUGUUGAAGCGGUACAGGACCCAGAUCGCCUCGGGCGUUUCGACCAUCUGCGCGUCGCUUGCUGUGACUCCGUUGGAAAACAUCAAGACUCGCAUGCAAACCCACAAUUUCCGUAACGUCGUCGAAUGCGCCAAAUAUAUAUGGCGCACGGAAGGAUUCCGCGGAUACACUGCAGGAUUUCUGCCGCCGUUGCUCAGUAUUACUGGCGUGCGCGUGCUGUCCUUCUCUACGUACCAAGUCGCGAAACAUUCUAUUUCUGAUUGCUUCGAAGCGACCACGGGACAGUCGCCUUUACUCUACUACAACCACCCUGGAAGCACCCCAACUCUGACCACGGUCUUCACAUUUACAGCUUCCGGCAUGAUAGCCGGCAUUACCACAUCUUUCCUGGCUUGUCCCUUCGAAUUGACUAAGAAUGUCGUCCAGACUUCUUUCCUGAUGACCCAUCGCUCCCAGGCAUCACCGGAUGCUGUCAGAGACCCUUCUCUCCGCAAGCAGCCUCGUCUAGGAACAGUCGAAGCGCUUAAGCAGAUCAUCCGUCGUCACGGAAUCCGCGGGCUCUACACGGGUUUCCACCUUCAUGCUAUGAGAGACACGAUUGGCACCGGCAUCUACUUUGGUGUCUAUGAAACAACCAAGCAGCUGGUCGCAAAAUACAUCGGAACGGAGCCAUCGUCGCCCUUUGGUGCUCCCAUGGUGGCUGGAGCGCUCAGUGGAACCAUUCCGUGGAUAUGCACGUAUCCCCUCGACACACGCAAAACUCGGGCGCAAAGUAUUCUCCUCGGUAAAACCAAGGAGAUAGGCGAGGCGUCCGCAGCCACAGCCGGAUCGAACAUCUACAAGGGUUUAUCCGUCAGCCUGAUCAGAACCAGCGUUAACAACAUGAUCCUCUUGACCCUUUUCGAGUACAUCAAGACCAAGAUCAAUGAGCUGGACGACUAAACGAAAUCUUAUAAAUGGACGGC